ACAAGCAGAAUGGUCUGUAUAAGACACAAGGGAAACUGAGUUCAAUCAAAGAUUAUUAAAAAAAAUUCAAACAAAGACCAAUCAGUGUCUCUCUGAAGAACCUUCUGAGUUUCGCCUCAUAUAUGUUGACUGUCCUACAAAAUGUGAAAGUUAAAUUUUUCUGCAAAUACCUUAACAUGGAUGGAGUCAUGCCUUAACUCAAUAGAGCAAUGUGCGAGUUAUAAUACAUGACAUUACGAUUGGAGUUCCACUGGGACCUAUCCUUGGACCAAUAUUAUUUAGCUAAUGUAUUAAUGGUUUACCAUUGAUUUGCCCAGAAGUUCACAUCCACAUGUAUGCAGAUGAUACAGUCAUCUAUACCCAUGCUAACAUAAAGAAACUAGCGGCUGUAUUUAACAAAGUGUCAUACUGUUUAACUAAUUGUUUUCUCACCCUUAAUGUAAGAAAAACUGUAGACAUGUGUUUUCUAUCAAGAGAAAUGGCAACCAUCAACCUGACAGUGUUAGCAAAGAGCUCCCACAGCAACAUGUCUGUAAGGAGGAGGAGGUUCUCUCUGAGCAGCAGCUCUGUAACCAAGAGGAGCCAGAGCCUCCACAGAUGAAAGAGGAGCAGGAGGAACCAGUCAGCAGUCAGGAAGGAGAGCAGCUUGUACUGAAGCAGGAGACUGAGGCCUUUAUGUUGACUCCUACUCAUGAGGAAAAUGAGCACAGUGAACCAGAACCAAACAGUGACCAGCAGCUCCUCUCUCACUACUCUCAUGUAGCUGAGAGCAAAGAUCAGAGAGGAAGUGAGCAUGUGGAGCCAGGAUCAACUAGAAAUGAAGAGACAAAGAGAAAGAAGAGACGUCACAAUAAUACAAGUCACAGUGACAAUGUAGACAUCUCUCCGACAACAAAGAGUCACUGUAACACUCACACCGAGUUUGUUAACAAGCAACUAACUGCAGCUGCUGAACAAAUAUUCAUAUUCUUUGAAAAAACUUUAGUUGAGUACGAGGAAGAGAUCGACCGUCAGCGCAGACUGCUAGAUAUCAUUUUCAAACCUGAUAUAAAGCUCCACAGGACAGAGAUCCCACAGCAACAUGUCUGUAAGGACGAGCCAGAGCAACCACCUGCGGCUGAUGAGGAAAAACAGUUAGUCACUGAGAAUAUUAUCAUCGAGUUCAAUGAAGACAUUGAUCAUCAGCGCAUACUGCUGGAUUUCGUCUGGAAACAUGAGAGAAAACUCCACAGGACACAGCUCCCACAGCGACAUGUCUGUCAGGAGGAGGAGGUUCUCUCUGAGCAGCAGCUCUGUGACCAGGAGAGGAACUCCAGUCUGGACCAAGAGGAACCAGAGCCUCCACAGAUGAAAGAGGAGCAGGAGGAACCAGUCAGCAGUCAGACAGGAGAACUGCUUGUACUGAAGCAGGAGGCUGAGACCUUUAUGUUGACUCCUACUCAUGAGGAAAGUGAGCACAGUGAACCAGAACCAAACAGUGACCAGCUGCUCCUCUCUCACUACUCUCAUGUAGCUGAGAGCAAAGAUCAGAGAGGAAGUAAGCAUGUGGAGCCAGGAUCAACUAGAAAUGAAGAGACAAAGAGAAAGAAGAGAUGUCACAAUAACACAAGUCACAGUGACAAUGUAGACAACUCUCCCCCAACAAAGAGUUACUGUAACACUCACACAGGUGAGAAGCAGUAUCCUUGCAAGGAUUGUGGGAGAGCUUUUAGAUUCCAUAGUACCUUAAAGGUCCACAUGAGAACUCACACAAGUGAGAAGCCUUAUUCUUGUGAAACAUGUGGGAAAUGUUUCAAAAGUCGUGCCGAACUGAAUGUUCACAUGAGAGUCCACACAGGCGAGAAGCCAUAUUCUUGUUUAACAUGUGGGAAAUGUUUCAGUACGGGAUCAAACUUAAAAUCGCACAUGAGAGUCCACACAGGUGAGAAACCAUAUUGUUGUGAAACAUGUGGGAAAGGUUUCAGCACUAAGUCAGAUAUGUCGGUCCACGUCAGAACUCACACAGGUGAGAAGCCUUAUUCUUGUGAAACAUGUGGGAAAUGUUUCAAACAGCGUCGUGAGUUGAGUGUUCACAUGAGAAUCCACAAAGGUGAGAAGCCAUAUUCUUGUGAAACAUGUGGGAAAUGUUUCAGUCGGGGAUCAAACUUAAAAUUGCAUAUGAGAGUCCACACAGGUGAGAAGCCAUAUUCUUGUGAAACGUGUGGGAAAGGUUGCGGCACUAAGUCAGAUAUGUUGGUCCACAUAAGAACUCACACAGGUGAGAAGCCUUAUUCUUGUGAAACAUGUAAGAAAUGUUUCAGUCAGAGAUCAAAUUUAAAAUUGCACAUGACAGUCCACACAGGUGAGAAGCCACAUUUGUGCAAAACAUGUGGAAAAUGUUUCCGUCAGCGAUCAAGCUUAAAAUCUCACAUGAAAAUUCAUACAGAUUAAAAGUCGUAUACUUACUGAACUUGUGGCGGAACUUUCACACUCGGUGCUGAAUCGACAGUGAACAUGAGAAAGAGCCACACUGGUGAGAAACCACAUCACCACAACACCUGCGGGAAAAGAGGCUUCAAUGUGUCUCAGUUAGGAAGUCACAUGAGAUCACAGACAGUACAGUGACAUACCUUGUUUAUAAAAUAUGUGGAAGAGAUUCAGUUGUAGUGGUUCAUGGACAGAACACAAGAACCCACAGAAGUGAAGAGCCCCACAAUCACAGCUGAUGUGCUCAAAGUUUGAAUUUCCACAUGAGCAAACUUGAAAAUGAAAUUUGUUUGGAGACGAGUUCAUCUUCAUUGACCCUGUGACUCAUAUUUCUGUUUGCAGCAGUAUUUCUUCGACUGUAACCUUCCAAAUCUUCACAGUGACUUUAUAGAUCAUACAAAUGUUAUUAGGGCUCUUAAAUAACUAUUUCUGUAUAAUAUUUAAAUCCUCCACCUCAGUUAUACGAGUGGACCGUGAACUCUGAUGGUGAACCUGAGAAUCUCCAGUUCUGUUGCGUCACUCAUUUCGUCAUCAUUUUGCCUCCAACAUGUCCCUUCAUUUUUUAUUUCAUGUUUUUUUUGUGAUUGGAUCCACUUUUUUGUUUCAGACUUUAGAGGAGUCUGGUAGAUAAACUGAAUAUAAUCACAGCAACACAUUUAUUCCCUGGUCACACUCAAUAUGACAACACAGUAUUACACAUAUAUUUAAGCUUGGUUUUGGUUUGCUUCUAUUACUCUUGCUACUAUCUCUUUUAUUGAAACAAUGAUCCACACACUGAUGAAUAUUCCUCAUGAUCAUGAAUGACCUGUUCAAUGUGAUUUACUUCAUUGCACAUUAAAAGUCCCACAUCUGCACGUUGA
Molecule: messenger RNA, 3326 nt
Organism: Scophthalmus maximus (turbot)
Lineage: Eukaryota; Metazoa; Chordata; Actinopteri; Pleuronectiformes; Scophthalmidae
Product: zinc finger protein ZFP2-like
Exons: 4
Biological process (GO): regulation of DNA-templated transcription
Molecular function (GO): DNA-binding transcription factor activity, RNA polymerase II-specific; RNA polymerase II cis-regulatory region sequence-specific DNA binding
Source: RefSeq, a predicted model, not a curated record